Molecule: messenger RNA, 1199 nt
Organism: Chara braunii
Lineage: Eukaryota; Viridiplantae; Streptophyta; Charophyceae; Charales; Characeae
Source: the annotation of a GenBank genome assembly
CCCGCCCAACCUACCUCCCCAGGACCCUCGUCCCUCAGGGUCCCACCCCGACAUCGCGUUCACUUCCCCUCGUCAGUUUGCUCACUUCAUACGACAGGAGGACGUCACAUUCUACUCAAUGAACGUCAUGAAUUUUGUUCGCUAUGAUCCACCCUGUCCCGAGAAUUAACCUCAUCUAUCUGGAGCCCGAUCCCCCUGACCCUUCCUCCAUCUUUUCGGCUCCUAUCUCUACGUCCAUCCGUCAGCCUGCGGAUACCCCCUCCACGUCCCAGGCCCCUGAGCCGUCGACUGUCGAGUCCACACAUACGUUUCGUGCCGAUGCAGAUGCUGAGGAACUCACACGGUUCACGACAGACUUAGAGCCCGCCGUUCGCGACCUGAUUCGAGAGUACCGCAACGUCUUCCCCCCGUAUUUCUCAUACAGCGGGAUUCCCCUGAUGCGCGGUGUUGAGCAUUCUGUCCAGCUCAUGCCUGACUAUCGUGUUCACCAUCAGGCACCGUACCGACUCUCGAUUCCAGAGGCGACGAAACUCAAGCGUCAGCUUGAGAAUCUCCUUCGACUAGGUUUCAUUAAGCCCAUUAACUCCCCUUGGGGUGCACCUGUCCUCUUUGCUCGCAAAGCGGACGGAACUCUCCGCCUCUGCAUCGACUGCUGCGGCCUUAACCGUUACACGGUUAAGAACAGUUAUCCCAUGCCCCGCACGGAUGAGCUGUUUGACCGUCUGGCAGGCAACCGCUUCUUCACGAAGAUCGAUCUCCGUAGCGGUUACCACCGGAUCCGCGUUGCCACAGAGGAUCAGCCGAAGACCGCCUUCCGAUUGCGCUUCGGCCACAACGAGUUCACGGUGAUGCCAUUCGGCCUCACCAAUGCACCCGCCACCUUCCAGACGGCGAUGAACAACAUCUUCAGGGACAUCCUUGAAGAAUACGUUCUCGUAUACCUGGACGGCAUCCUGGUCUACAGUCGUAUCUUAAAAGACCAUCUCAGACACCUCCGUGAUGUCCUACAACGCUUACGCAAGCAUGGCUUCUAUGCCAAGCUCAGUAAGUGCCGCUUUGCCCAACGCAAAGUGGACUUCCUAGGACACCAUGUGUCUGACCAGGGUCUCCACAUGGACGACGCGAAGAUCACUGCUAUUGCAGACUGACCCGUCCCCACAUCUGCCAAGCAGCUUCGCAGUUUCCUAGGCCUCACCAGC